Anoplophora glabripennis (Asian longhorned beetle) is the source of this 2415-nucleotide messenger RNA. It is a transcript of the gene nan, whose product is annotated as transient receptor potential cation channel subfamily V member 5. The record is from RefSeq and is a predicted model, not a curated record. Bases 1 to 2403 code for a protein of 800 amino acids. The transcript is spliced from 17 exons. Gene Ontology annotation, biological process: calcium ion import across plasma membrane. Gene Ontology annotation, molecular function: calcium channel activity; protein binding. Gene Ontology annotation, cellular component: membrane. NCBI's taxonomy places the organism in Eukaryota, Metazoa, Arthropoda, Insecta, Coleoptera, Cerambycidae.
AUGGGUAAUACCGAAAGCAAUGUUACUAGUGGCGUUAAGAAGCAGGCAGGGGCUUCUAUGCAACCUAUCUACAAGUUAUGCGAUUUAAAAGGUGGUGGACUACUUGUUGAAUUAAUGAAACGAGCAACUCAGAACAAACAGUUUGCAGAAAUAGACCAUGCAAUUAAAACAAAAGUGGAGCAGUUUUUAUAUAACAAAGGGGCUGGGAGAUAUAUUCCCAUAUCAGACCUAGUCCUGCUUAGAAACAAAGAAAGACCUAGACAUAAACUUUUACCAUCUUUAAAAGCAAUGGAGAACCCUGAUGAGUAUGAGAUUAAGGAUGAAGGUCCUGAAAUUACGGAAGAAGAAUAUAAAAAGAAUCCUCAUCUCUACAGACACGUAUGUUGGAAACUAAAAGAUAGAGGAGCAGUUGGAGAAACAAUAUUACAUCUUUGUCUUCUUAAUGCCACUUCGUUACAUGCUGAUAUUGCCAAGCGCCUGUUGAGAUUCUACCCAAAGCUAAUAAAUGAUAUUUAUAUUUCCGAUGAAUAUUACGGAGAAAAUGUCCUGCAUAUUGCUAUCGUAAAUGAAGACCCAUCGAUGGUGAAGUUUCUACUGGAUGCAAACGUCAACUUCCAAGAACGUUGUUUUGGGAAUUUUAUGUGUCCUGAGGACCAGAAAUCUUCAAGGACGGAUUGUGUGGACCACGAGUGGGUUAAUGUUUAUCCAGAGACAAAUUAUGAAGGUUAUGUGUACUGGGGAGAAUAUCCUUUAACUUUUGCAGCUUGUUUAGGUCAAGAAGAAUGCUUUAGACUGAUGUUAUCAAGAGGGGCAGAUCCUGAUGCACAAGAUACUAACGGCAAUACCGUUCUACAUUUACUUGUUAUAUACCAAAAACUAGAGUUCUUUGAUACUGCUUAUGAAGUUGGAUCAAGCCUAUCGAUUAGAAACGUUUUAAAUUUGACACCACUAACUUUAGCUGCAAAAUUAGCUAGAAUUGAUAUGUUCUUCCAUAUUUUAAAUUUAGAAAGAGAAAUAUAUUGGCAAAUAGGUAGCAUAACGUGUGCGGCUUAUCCUCUAUCUCAAAUAGAUACUAUCGAUAUGGAAACAGGUCACAUUAGUAAAACGUCAGCUUUAAAUUUGGUAGUUUUUGGAGAUAAAGACGAACACUUGGAACUUAUGGAUGGUGUAUUAAUUGAUUUGUUAAAUGCUAAAUGGAAUACAUUUGUAAAAUUCAAGUUUUAUCGUCAAUUUUUCACUUUUGCUUUUUACUUUUUAAUAUCCCUUGUAGCGUUUACCUUAAGGCCCGGACCACCAGUAAAUACUGCUAAAGCAGCAAAUGCCACAAAUGCAACUCUUUCUCAUGUGGCAAACAAAACCAACUUAAAAAAUAUUUCUGUAGAAAUCGAUGAUGAAUAUGAUGUGGAGGAGUGGUGGGACAACUUACAAGAAGAAUGUCGGUUAAUGCAAUUAGAAACACCUGAAGCAAAAAUUAGGUUGGCUGCUGAAGUAGCCAUAACAAUCGGAGCUUUUCUGUAUUUAGGAGCCGCUAUUCGAGAAGCUAGAUUUUUAGGAACCAGGAUGUUUUUUGAGAACCUUAGGACGUCUCCAUCUCGAGUAAUGUUCUUGUUUUCCUGUAUUUUGAUGCUUAUUAUACCUUGGCUAAGACUUGCUUGUGAGGAUGAAAUUGAGGAUACCGUAGCCGUCAUGGUUAUGUUGACAACUGCUCCAUAUUUUUUAUUCUUCUGCAGGGGUUUCAAAACUGUAGGUCCAUUUGUUGUUAUGAUAUACAGAAUGGUUAUGGGUGAUUUAAUCAGAUUUGCUUCUAUUUAUUUAGUAUUUGUAAUGGGCUUCUCCCAAGCGUUUUACAUCAUAUUUUUGUCAUUCGAUAAUCCAUUAACACCUGAAGACGUGGAUGAUUCAGCAACGAAUCCGAUGUCAACACCAAUUGAAUCUAUUAUGGCUAUGUUUCUGAUGUCCAUGACUAAUUUUGGAGAAUAUUAUAACGCUUUUGCUCGCACAGAACACGAAUAUGAAGCCAAGAUCCUUUUUGUUAUAUUCAUGGCAAUUGUGGCGAUCCUGCUUAUUAAUAUGUUAAUCGCUAUGAUGGGAAACACUUAUCAAAAAAUUGCCGAAACUCGAAAUGAAUGGCAAAGACAGUGGGCAAGAAUAGUUUUAGUUGUAGAAAGAGGUGUUAGUCCUCCUGAAAGACUAAGGCAGUUAAUGGUAUACUCUCAACCGAUGUCUGACGGAACAAGAGCUUUAGUCUUGCGUUUAAACCAAUCGGAUGAAGAUAAAGAAGAAAUGAAAGAAAUUUUGGAAAUGAAAAGAAGACAUGAGAGAAAUAUAAAGAAGCGAAAGGAAAAACUUCAAGAAAAUUUAAACUUAAAUGCACCCGUUCCACCACACAUGAAAUUAAAAUAGAUCAAGUAUAAA